Messenger RNA from Rotaria sordida, 1947 nucleotides. The record is from the annotation of a GenBank genome assembly. Lineage: Eukaryota; Metazoa; Rotifera; Eurotatoria; Philodinida; Philodinidae.
AUGACAACGUCCAAUUUACAAAAAUUAGUCGGAACGAAAUUAAUAUCUGAAAUGUUACGAUGUGAAUCUGUUCGACAAAAAGAAAGAAAUGAUUGGAAAGUUUUAGUUAUGGAUCGUUUAGCAACAAGAAUUAUAUCAGCAUCAUGUAAAAUGCAUGACAUUAUGUCAGAAGGAAUAACAAUUGUUGAAGAUAUUAUGAAAAGGCGUGAACCAUUAGGAAUGCUUGAAGCUGUUUAUUUUAUUCAACCAAAUGAAAAAUCGGUUAAUGAACUUAUUAAUGAUUUUGAUAAAACUCAUGCAUUAGUACCCAAAUAUAAAGCAGCACAUGUUUUUUUUACUGAAGCAUGUAAUGCUGACUUGUUUUCACGAUUAACUCAAUCAAAAUGUGCAAAAUAUAUUAAAACAUUAAGAGAAGUGAAUAUUGCUUUUUUACCAUAUGAACGACAGGCAUUUACACUUGAUUCACCUGAUACAUUUUAUAUUGCAAACAAUCCAACACCACUUCCACAACGAGCUGCACAUCUUGAUGUUAUUGCUGAACAAAUAGCUACUCUAUGUGCAACACUUGGUGAAUAUCCAACAAUACGAUAUCGAGCAGAGAAUGAAAAAAUGGUUGAAUUUGCACAGGCUGUUCAACAAAAAUUAAAUCAAUAUAAAGCUGAUGAUGCAACUAUGGGUGAAGGUGUUGAUAAAGCUAAAUCUAUUUUACUUUUACUUGAUCGUGGUUUUGAUGCUGUUUCACCAUUACUCCAUGAAUUAACAUUCCAAGCCAUGGCACAUGAUUUAUUAAAAAUAGAGAAUGAUGUUUUUGAGUAUGAAGUACAAACACCCGGUGCUGAUCCAAAAAUUAAUCCAGGACAAAAACAAAAGGUUUUAUUAGAUGAGAAUGAUGAACUUUGGACUGAACUUCGUCAUCUACAUAUUGCUGUUGUAACACAGAAUAUUACAAAGAAGAUUAAAGAUUUUGCUAUACAAAAACGUGUUAAAGAUACUGAACGUGGUGAACGUACAACAAUGAAAGAUCUUUCUUUAAUGAUUAAAAAAAUGCCACAAUAUCAAAAAGAAUUAAAUGCAUAUGCACUUCAUUUUAAUAUUGCUGAACAAUGUAUGAAUGCAUAUAAUAGAGAUUCUGGAGAAAAAUUAUGUUCGGUUGAACAGAACUUAGCAAUGGGUACUGAUCCAGAAGGUGAACGAAUCAAAGAUCAUAUGCGUAAUAUUGUACCAUUAUUACUUGAUGCUGCUAUUACUAUUGAAGAUAAAUUACGUAUUAUAAUGUUAUAUAUUUUACAUAAAAAUGCUUAUUGUUGUACAACACCUGAGAAAUACGGUAUUACAGAAGAAAAUUUAAGUAAAUUAUUAAGUCAUGCAUUCAUUCCAACUGAAAAGAAAAAUAUUAUAACAAAUAUGCAAUAUCUUAAUUUACAAAUUAUUCAAGAUCAAAGUCGACGUGAGAGUGGAGUCUCACCAGAUUUAGGCAGAGCAACUGCUUUGCACGUGGCUUCGGAAUUGUUUAUAAAAUCGUCAGCGGGCGGAAGACGUAAAAACAUUCCACAACCAAGAAAAGAGCGUACAGAACAAACAUAUACAAAUUCAAGAUGGACACCUUAUGUAAAAGAUAUUAUGGAGGAUGUUAUUGAUGAGAAACUUGAUUCAAGACAAUUUCCAUCCAUUGGAGGACAACGAAAUGCUGCUGCUGCUUAUAAUGUUCAAAGUACUCGAGAAUAUGGUAGUUGGAUGCAAAGUCGUCGAGGUGCCGUUCGUUCAGGUCCACGUUUAAUUAUAUUUAUACUUGGUGGUGUUGCUUAUAAUGAACUUCGGUGUGCUUAUGAAGUAACACUAAGUAAUUUAAAAAAAUGGGAAGUAUUUAUUGGUGGUGAUCAAAUAAUAACUCCAAGACAAUUUCUUCGUAAUCUCGAAAUGAAAUUAAGACAAGAAGAUGAACAAUAG